Molecule: messenger RNA, 597 nt
Organism: Neurospora crassa OR74A
Lineage: Eukaryota; Fungi; Ascomycota; Sordariomycetes; Sordariales; Sordariaceae
Exons: 2
Coding region: 1-597 (198 amino acids)
Source: RefSeq, a predicted model, not a curated record
AUGCAACGCGAUUGCAAAAACGAACGAGCGAGCGAGUACGUUAGUGUUCUAGUGGGCCCUGAGUGCCUUUUAGGUCGCAGCAGAAGUGACCGAAGACCCGUAGAAGUGGAUGAAAAGGGUGGGGUCGCAAAGGGGAAAGGUCCGUCAGGAUAUCAAAAGGAAAUUUCCUCGAGGGUCGAGUGUAAGAGUCCAUCGCUGCACUCCAGGUUACGGAUAGAGGACCGACUCGUUGUGGACGGCGCUGUGACAGGCCAUGGACGGGCACUUCUCUCAACAUAUUUUUCCAUCAAGCACUUCGUCGGUGGUACUACCUACGCACGGCCGCAGCACUCAGUUGAAGACAAGGGACAUCGUCAACAGUUCAAGGCCCGUCUCAUUAACAGAAAGUGGAAGAAAUCCACUCAAUAUCUCCGGAGGUAUCCCAUACCUUCCGCAUCACCUCGUACAGUUAGCAACGUGCUUAUGAGUGAAGUACCCGGUACUCCGCAUUUACAUGGCAUAUUUGUAUCAAAGCUGCCUACACGUCCUUCCCAAUUCAACCUCGAGGCUCCUUCCCUCCGUCCCACUACUGUAUCUCCGACCCAACCUAAUUGCUGA